AUGAUCUCGGCCUUCUUCAUCUUCAACCAGAAGGGCGAGGUCCUCAUUUCCCGCCUCUACCGCACAGACUUGAAGCGAUCAAUUGCCGAUGUUUUUCGGAUACAAGUCGUCUCAAACAGCGACGUUCGGUCCCCCAUCAUCACUCUAGGCUCUACCAGCUUCUUCCAUGUGCGCAUUAACAACCUCUAUGUCGUCGCCGUUACGAAAUGCAAUGCCAACGCCGCUCUCGUUUUUGAAUUCUGCUACCGUUUCAUUUCAAUUGCCAAGGCGUACUUCGGGAAGGUGGACGAGGAGGCGGUCAAGAACAACUUUGUUCUUAUCUACGAGCUCAUUGAUGAAAUCAUCGAUUUCGGAUACCCACAGAAUAGCGAGGCGGAUACCCUGAAGACCUACAUCACCACCGAGAGUGUUGUGUCUGCAAACAUUGCUGCGGAAGAGUCGUCCAAGAUUACAACGCAAGCGACUGGUGUUACGAGCUGGAGAAGAGGCGACGUCAAGUACAAGAAGAACGAAGCUUUCGUCGAUGUUGUCGAGACAGUGAACCUGAGCAUGAGCGCAAAGGGUACCGUCCUUCGUGCCGACGUUGACGGACAUAUCCUCAUGCGUGCCUAUCUGACUGGGACGCCGGAGUGCAAGUUCGGAUUGAAUGACAAGCUGGUCAUCGACAAGAGCGAACGCGGUGGAGGAGGUGAUGCGGUCGAGCUCGACGACUGUCGCUUCCACCAGUGCGUGCGGCUCGACGAGUUUGAUUCCACGCGCACCAUCUCCUUCGUUCCGCCCGACGGCGAGUUCGAGCUCAUGAAGUACCGGUCAACGUCGAACGUCAAGCUCCCUCUCAGGGUCAUCCCCACUGUGAACGAGAUUGGCACAUCCCAGGUUUCGUACGUGGUCACCGUCAAGACCAACUUCAACAACAAGCUGUCGGCGACGAACGUGGUCGUGAGGAUACCAACACCCCUGAACACAACCACCGUCGACUGCAAGGUUGCUAUUGGAAAGGCGAAGUACGUGCCUGCGGAGAAUGUGGUAGUCUGGAAGAUCCCGCGUAUACAAGGUGGACAAGAGGCGACGUUCACCGGUAAUGCGGCCUUGACUAGUGUCACAAACCGACAAGUUUGGGCGCGCCCACCCAUCGACGUCGAUUUCCAGGUUUUGAUGUUCACGGCGUCGGGGCUCAUUGUGCGCUUCUUGAAAGUGUUCGAGAAGAGUAAUUAUCAAAGCGUGAAAUGGGUCCGGUACCUGACCAAGGCGAGCGGCUCAUACCAAGUCCGGAUACGUGGCGUGGUUGUAGUUUAG
This is a messenger RNA of Epithele typhae, 1296 nucleotides long. Its product is annotated as clathrin adaptor mu subunit. The transcript is spliced from 10 exons. The record is from RefSeq and is a predicted model, not a curated record. Lineage: Eukaryota; Fungi; Basidiomycota; Agaricomycetes; Polyporales; Epitheliaceae. The coding region runs from base 1 to 1296 and encodes 431 amino acids. Gene Ontology annotation, molecular function: clathrin-cargo adaptor activity. Gene Ontology annotation, biological process: intracellular protein transport; clathrin-dependent endocytosis. Gene Ontology annotation, cellular component: AP-2 adaptor complex; cytoplasmic vesicle.